This is a messenger RNA of Cavia porcellus (domestic guinea pig), 7766 nucleotides long. RefSeq names its product zinc finger and BTB domain containing 16 (gene Zbtb16). Bases 585 to 2606 code for a protein of 673 amino acids. Gene Ontology annotation, molecular function: DNA-binding transcription factor activity, RNA polymerase II-specific; protein binding. NCBI's taxonomy places the organism in Eukaryota, Metazoa, Chordata, Mammalia, Rodentia, Caviidae. The record is from RefSeq and is a predicted model, not a curated record. Gene Ontology annotation, biological process: regulation of transcription by RNA polymerase II. The transcript is spliced from 7 exons. Gene Ontology annotation, cellular component: nucleus.
AACUCAACAGUUCAGAUUUUGCGUUAUGUGUACAAUAACUUCAAGUCUGUCAUGGGUUAUGUGUAUGUGUUCCUGUUUCUUCUAAAGAGGGGAGCAGGGCGUGGGUCUAUGACUCUGAUUAGAGCAGAUGAAUGGAGGCGCAGCGCGGUGCUCUAAAACUUGCUCCUAAGUUUCUGUGGCUAUGACUAUAGGCUGCUGGGGAGAAGGAUGGGACUUGGCUCCUGGGCCUGCCAACAGGGAAGCAGAGGCAGAAAUACUUGGCUUUGAAGAUGAGGUUGGCUCUUUAAGUUGAGGGAAGGAAGUAAGUGGUUGGGGCACCUCUUCAUGAUGCAUUUCGGUUUUGCAAAAAGAGAGUCCCUAUUCUCAGACUUAAAGAAUGCUUAGGGCUCACUAAUUUUCACUUCAUUUAUUCCAGCAGAUGCCAGAGAGCAGCAAAUGAAGCGUAUGUUGAUAGCAGGACCUUCCCUUCCUCUUUCCUCCCUUGGUUCCUAAAGUCCCCUCCAUUGGCCCAGGAAGCCCACCCUGCCCUACGACGCAGAGCACAGAAAGAAAAGGAGCCCCAUGCCUGAGCCGAAGGGAGCACCAUGGAUCUGACAAAGAUGGGCCUGAUUCAGCUGCAGAACCCCAGCCAUCCUACAGGGCUGCUGUGCAAGGCCAACCAGAUGCGACUGGCUGGGACUUUAUGUGACGUGGUCAUCAUGGUGGACAGCCAGGAAUUUCAUGCCCACCGGACAGUGCUGGCCUGCACCAGCAAGAUGUUUGAGAUCCUUUUUCACCGGAACAGCCAGCACUAUACCCUGGACUUCCUCUCGCCAAAGACCUUCCAGCAGAUUCUGGAGUAUGCAUACACGGCCACGCUGCAGGCCAAGGCGGAGGACCUGGACGACCUGCUAUAUGCAGCCGAGAUCCUGGAGAUCGAGUACCUGGAGGAGCAGUGCCUGAAGAUCCUGGAAACCAUCCAGGCCUCAGAUGACAAUGACACAGAGGCCACCAUGGCUGACGGCGGGGCCGAGGAAGAGGAGGACCGCAAGGCUCGGUACCUCAAGAACAUCUUCCUCUCGAAGCAUUCCAGCGAGGAGAGUGGGUAUGCCAGUGUGGCUGGACAGAGCCUCCCUGGGCCCAUGGUGGACCAGAGCCCUUCAGUUUCCACCUCAUUUGGUCUCUCAGCAAUGAGUCCCACCAAAGCUGCAGUGGACAGCUUGAUGACCAUAGGACAGUCUCUGCUGCAGGGAACUCUGCAGCCUCCUGCAGGGCCUGAAGAGGCAACGUCAGCGGGGGGUGGGCGGCACCCCGGGGUGGUUGAGGUAAAGACAGAGAUGAUGCAGGUGGAUGAGGCACCUGGCCAGGACAGCCCUGGGGUAGCUGAGUCCAGCAUCUCAGGAGGAAUGGGGGACAAGGUGGAGGAAAGGGGAAAAGAGGGGCCUGGGACACCGACCCGCAGCAGUGUCAUCACCAGCGCUAGGGAGCUGCACUACGGGCGAGAGGAGAGUGCUGAACAGCUGCCGCCGCUAGCUGAGGCUGGCCAGGGUCCCCCUGGACGGCCAGAGCCCCCAGUGCCCCCAGCGGAGAAACAUCUGGGCAUCUACUCUGUGUUGCCCAACCACAAGGCUGAUGCCGUGUUGAGCAUGCCAUCUUCGGUGGCCUCGGGCUUGCAUGUGCAGCCUGCCCUGGCUGUCUCCAUGGACUUCAGCACCUAUGGGGGCCUGCUGCCCCAGGGCUUCAUCCAGAGGGAGCUGUUCAGCAAGCUGGGCGAGCUGGCCGUGGGCAUGAAGUCAGAGAGCCGGCCCCUUGGGGAGCAGUGCAGCGUGUGCGGGGUGGAGCUUCCUGACAACGAGGCUGUGGAGCAGCACAGGAAGCUGCACAGUGGGAUGAAGACGUACGGGUGUGAGCUCUGCGGAAAGCGCUUCCUGGAUAGUUUGCGACUGAGAAUGCACUUACUGGCUCACUCAGCGGGUGCCAAAGCCUUCGUCUGUGAUCAGUGUGGCGCACAGUUCUCGAAGGAGGAUGCCCUGGAGACACACAGGCAGACCCACACUGGCACGGACAUGGCUGUCUUCUGCCUGCUGUGUGGGAAGCGCUUCCAGGCACAGAGCGCGCUGCAGCAGCACAUGGAGGUGCACGCGGGUGUGCGCAGCUACAUCUGCAGCGAGUGCAACCGCACCUUCCCCAGCCACACUGCCCUCAAGCGUCACCUGCGCUCACACACAGGUGACCACCCGUACGAGUGUGAGUUCUGUGGCAGUUGCUUCCGGGAUGAGAGCACACUCAAGAGCCACAAGCGCAUCCACACCGGAGAGAAGCCCUACGAGUGCAACGGCUGUGGCAAGAAGUUCAGCCUCAAGCACCAGCUGGAGACGCACUAUAGGGUGCACACAGGUGAGAAGCCCUUUGAGUGCAAGCUGUGCCACCAGCGCUCCCGGGACUACUCGGCCAUGAUCAAGCACCUGAGAACACACAAUGGCGCCUCGCCCUACCAGUGCACCAUCUGCACGGAGUACUGCCCCAGCCUGUCCUCCAUGCAGAAGCACAUGAAGGGCCACAAGCCCGAGGAGAUCCCGCCCGACUGGAGGAUAGAGAAGACGUACCUCUACCUGUGCUACGUGUGACGGGAGCGAGAGCCAGGAAAGACAAGUCAGAGCGAGACGAAGUCGAGGGAGGACUGUGCAAAGGAAAAAAACGAUAAAAAGAGAAAAAGAAAAGAAAAAGAAAAUGAGAGAGAAGGGAAAGGAAACCUCAUCACUAUUUGGCGUUUGAUUCUCUCUAGGGCUCUGGGUGACCUGGAUACCAAGCCACUGUCCUUUCCCAGGGGGCCUCUGCCCUCCGUGGAGGCUGGAGGCUCGCUUGGUUUUCAGGGGGUGUUAGAGGUGGUUUCAUUCACUUCCAUGGUGGCAUAUUUUUCUCCUCCCUCCACCCAAACCCUCCAUCUGUGUCUAAAAUCAGGGCUGGGAAGCGCAUGGGAAAACCUGGUCAGAGCCACCUUCUGGCAUUGUCCCCCGUCGCCUCCUCAGAAGAUGGAGGGAGGGGAGCAGAGGGGCCCAGAGGGUGGGGGCCCCUGGUAAUGCUGGCCCAGAUGGUGGGGGGCCCCUGGUAAGGCAGCUCCUGUGUUCUGGGGGCUGAGAAGGCUCUCUCCUCACCACUCUGUUGCUUUCCUGUGCCCUGCCACAUUGGGCGCCCCUCAAGGUCUCUGAGAGCCUCCUAGGUCUCCCCCGGCUUGCUCCCUUUGGCUGCUGCCCUCCAGGAUUUAGGAGCUCCCAGCCCCUUAGAGAUCUGGGCAGUGUCUCCUUCCUGCUCUGGUUCCUCAUGGGACAGCUGCGACCUGCUCCAGAGCCACUUCCUCCCCUUGGCUUUUUGAGUACUUAGAACAAAAUACAUUGGGUAUCUACCUGGGCCAUCCCCCACCUUGAUCGAGAUUCCUGAUGAGCUGUUUCUGCUUCCAAAAUGGAAAAACAUGACACCUAAAUAUGUUCCAUCCCACCAGCCAAACAAACACAGACUCCUACAACCUUUAGUCCCCAGGGGAAGGGAUCCGUGAAAGGGCUCCUCAUCCAAGGGAGAGAUACAGAUAGCCUUUGCAGAGGUGCCCACAUCCGGAGGAGGGAACAGACACCCGCCCCCAGCCCAGGGAGGGGGAGCUGGCCAGGGGAGGAACUUGCUGUCAUGCUGGGGACCCUUUCAAGUGCAGGGCUUAGGGAACCCCAGACCCCGUGAGCCCAGCAGGAGAGCCGAGGCCCAGGCAGCAGCCCUACAGGGUUGCUGGCUCACAGGUGCCUGGUCCACAGCGGGGAGGAGGAAGAAACUGAAAGCGCUUUGGCCUUGUGUGUGUCUUGCUUAUUUUCUGUGUCCUCUGUUAGCACAUUGUACUUGAAUUACCUCAGUUUUUUUUGUGACCUCAUGAGCUUUUUAACCCUAUUAUCUUUUUUUUUUUUUUUGGUAAGGGGUUGGAGGAAUGGGGAGGGUAUUCUCUUUUGUGUUUUGUGUAAAUUAAUAGCUAGCUUUGGAUGUCAGCUGGCCAAGGCCCCGCCAUCACCCUGGUCACCAGCCUCCUGGCUGCACGUUGCUGGCAGGAGUGUAAUACUCAGGAUUUAUGUAUGAGGGCCAGGGAGGCUGGGGGUGGGUCAGGGGGACGGUGUUAGGGUCUCACUGCCUCCCCAGGGCACGCAGAAGUCACUGUUGGUUCUGUCCAGAGCUCAAACCGUCUGCGCCCAGCAUGAGUUCAGCCUGACUGAAAGAUGCUAGAGCCCACCCACCGUCCUCACAGCUCGUGGGUCAUUCAGGCUGGGGGCCGAAGUGGCUGGAUCCCUGUAGACUCCGUGGUCCCGCUUCUGUGUGCACGGUCAUUGCCAAAAGCAGUGUAAGCAGUGUAUGGCGGGUUGGGGUGGCCCAGCCUUGGUUUUGUUGUGUUGGGGGGGGUUAUUUUUCUUAAAGCUACCUCUUAUGUUUGUUCACUUACUCUUCUGUUCUCGUGUCUCCCCUCUACCGCUCUGCUCCCUAAUCCCACCCGCCUCUCGAUUUUUGGAAAGCACAUUUGUAAUACUUGUGUUGGCUUUGGGAUGGGCCCUGUGUUUCAUCUCAUGGUUUAUGUGUAAGAGCUGUUUUUUUUUUUCCUCUUUCCUUUUUCUCUCUCAGAAGGUUGCGGCUGCAGUGUGAUCUUAGGUUUUUAAGAGGUGGCGAAGGGAAGCGGUUUUGGAGAGAAAGGUUGCGAGGUGUCCGGGGAAGUCAGAGGGAUGGUGCUGCUGUGAUCACCCCCUGCCCCCCAUCCCCACCCCCUUCCCUCCUUCCAUCUUGUCCACCAAAUCUGAAGGCCUUAAAAAGUGUGUGUUAGGGGAAUGUGGAUUGGGCGUGUGGUAUCACUAGACUGUGGAUUCGGGGUGAUAAAGUCAAGAGGAUACUAAUUUGCAACUAUAAUAAUGACAGUGCUUUGGAAAGGAAAAAGUUAAACUUGAAAUUUGCGAUUAGAGCAGUUGUCAUGUUCAUAAUGUGAAAAGCGCAAACUCUUCGGGGCGGAGGCGGUAAAGACCCACGAUGCACUUCUGCCCCCAGUCAGUCAGGGGAUCGGAAAUACCAGAAACAGCAUUUUAACAGCAAGACGUCGUUCAACACUGGUGGGGAAGGGGGGAAAGAUCAAACUACUCCAUAGAACUAGCUGGCCCCUCGCUCCCCCACCCUGCCUCCUCAGCCUGGUCCCCUCAUUCAUAAAAGCUGAGAGGGCUGAAUUACUCUUUACAAAUUGUAAUAUUUUUGUAGUGUUUGUUAGUUCCUCUGUCAGUUCUACAGGACCUUGCCCUUUCCUUUUGUAAUGUGAAUAGGAAAACAAAAGAAAAAAACAACAAAAAAAAUCACCACCAUCGCAACCAACAACAAGUUAUCCCUUUGUACGUGUGUACAUGUGCGCGUGUGCUCCAUGUGUGUGGUGGUGUGUUAAAUCAUGAGGUAUUUUGUAAUGUGGUGUUGCGGCACUGGAUGGUACUCACCCAGCACCUGCCUGGCCCACCCCGCCUGGAGGGCUCCGCAGAUCCCAGUAGGGGGUGCAGGCAGCUCUUGAGGGAGACGGGGUGCCUGUGUACUUGUGAUAUACCCGCCAAAGCCCGGUACACCUCUGCUCCACCUUCCUGCCCUAAAAGGCAAAACUGUUCUCCAGUUGCCAAGCUUUCUGGGCCAGCAAGGGCGGGGUGGGAAGCUGCCUGGAGCGCGGGCUUGGGGAGACCAGGAGUGUGAAGGUGGCUCCCUGGCCAGAGGAGCUUGGGGUGUUUACUCCCCCACUCCUCUGCCAUCUGGCCCCUCCUGCCACCAGCUGCCUGUAGCUGUGGUCCUGCAAAAUCGUAGCUCGCUACUGCCUUAUCCUGCACAGUCGCCCUUCUCCAGACUGGAGAGCCCCUUUCCCAGGCCAGGCUCCUACAAGUGUGUCCCUUAAUGCUUUCUGUGACGUUUACCCUUGACCCAUGUGCUCCUUCCCUAAUUCUUCACCCAUUCAAAGCCUAAAAAUCCUAUAUGUAUAUAGGAUAGACAAAUAUAUAUAGAGAGAGAUAUAUAUAGCAAGAGAGAGAUAUAAAUAGUAAAUAUCAUUGCUGCUUUGGGCUGCUUUGGAGGAGGCCACAAACACAAGGCAGGCAGAUCUGGAGUGCAGGGGUGCGUUGGGAGGCUGGGGGACCCAGUGAUUCAGUACAAUCCAGGGGUGUAACACGGGCUUGUUGAAUCCUUGUGCCUGAACCGUUUUUCCACGUUGAGAAAAAAAAAAAGACAAAAAAAACCUGCUGCAUUUUUUCACAAGUGUAUGGUACCUUUCUGGACGCUAUGUAUGGGUACGUGUGCUGUGGGAGGAGAAAGCCCCUGGGCACCUCCUUAGCAGGGGGACUUCGGACCAGUUCCCCGGCAAGCUGAAGCAGGCUGGAAGCAGGGGUGGGGGAACACGAGUCACGGGAGCGGAAGAGAUGAGAUCCUCUUGGUCAUUUCUCCUAGGCCUGUGUGAUUGCCAUCUUCCCCUCCCAUCUGGGCUCCUGCUUCCUCGAGCUUCUGCAGGCUUGGCCGGAGUGGUGGCACUUACAUGGGGGUUUCAGCGGGGGCACUCGCUGUGGGACUAACCUACACAGUGGGACUGGCAGGUAGUGGCAGAGGCAGCGACAGCCAAGAGAGGGGUACAGGACAGACCCAGGGAGGCCGGGUCAGGGAAGGCCCCGUGGGCUUGCUGGCCAGCAGCCGCAGCCUCCCCGUGUCCCCGGCUCGCUCUGCAGACAGGGUCCCGGCCUCCCGGUGUGUAUCAUAGUAUUCAUUCACAUAGUGUUAUGCAUGAUCCUCGUAAGGUUAAGAAGCCGUGGUGGUGCGCCGUGCCAUCCGCCCAUAUAUAUAAAGAUAAAUAUAUAUAUAUGUAUGUAAGUUAUAGCACUGGGGGCCCUGACGCCCUGCUGGACCAAGCAAAACUAAGCCUUUUGGUUUGGGUAUUAUGUUGCAUUUCGUUUGUGUUUGUGGCUUGUCUUACGUCGUCGUGACAGCACAAGUGCCAGUCCGAUUGCUCUGUAUUACAGAAUAGUGUUUUUAAUUCAUCAAUGUUCUAGUUAAUGUCUACCUCAGCGCCUCCUCUUAGCCUAAUUUCAGGAGGUUGCCCAAUUUUGUUUCUUCAAUCUUACUGGUUACUUUUUGUACAAAUCAACCUGUCGGCCCUCACCUCCUUCCUCCGCUCUCUUUCCUUCCCUUUCUCCCUCUGUCCCUCUCUCCCUCCUCUCCUGGCUCCUGCCAUCUCCUCUCCUCCCCUCCCACCUCUCUCCUGCUUUCCUGGUCUCUCUCCCUUUCUCUCUUGCUGGUCUCUCCUUCCUCCUUCUGCUCCCCUCCCCUCUCUGGGGCUCCCCCAACCCCCUUCCCCUGUUCCUCAAGUUGUGCUUGGCUGCUUUCUGUUCUCUCAAAGUUCACUCGAAGUUGUGCGGUCCUGGUUGCAGUAUUCCGCAUCUGCCUUCGUUUCGUGUAGAUGGAUGCGUUUCUUUGUAACUUCAGUGUUUCUGACAAGAUUUAAAAGAAAAAAGGAAAAAAAAAAAAGAAAGAAAGAAAAAAAAUGAAUUUACCGCUGCAGGUUUUUUUCUCUCUCCAUGUGUCACUAAGUGAAGUUUGUGCCUUCUAUAGCAAAGAGAAUAUUUUUUACAUCCUACUAACAGUAGAUUUUUUUGUAGUGAACAUUUUUUGUAUUUUUAUUUAUAAGUCUCAUAAGAAAAAUAGCAAUGUUCAGUUGUAUACCUUGAAUCUGCAGUUAGAAGAAAAUAAAGUUAAUUCAGUUGUCUCCA